CAAAUUCAUCAUCUUCUUCAAACCCUCACCGCCACAAACCACUCCAUCAUCUUCAAUCUUAACAAUGCCUUCAAUUCCAGAAGAGCCUCUUCUCGCUCCAAACCCAGACCGAUUCUGCAUGUUCCCAAUCCAAUACCCACAGAUCUGGGAAAUGUACAAGAAAGCCGAAGCCUCCUUCUGGACCGCCGAAGAAGUCGAUCUCUCAUCCGAUCUCCGCCACUGGGACUCCCUCACAGACGGCGAACGCCACUUCAUCACCCACGUCCUCGCCUUCUUCGCCGCCUCCGACGGGAUAGUCCUCGAAAAUCUCGCCGGAAGGUUCAUGAAAGAAGUCCAAUCCGCCGAGGCACGCGCCUUCUAUGGGUUCCAGAUCGCCAUCGAAAACAUCCACUCCGAGAUGUACAGCCUCCUGUUGGAAACCUACAUCAAGGACUCCGCCGAGAAAUCCAACCUCUUCCGCGCCGUCGACACCAUCCCCUGCGUCAAGAAGAAAGCGGACUGGGCGUUGAAAUGGAUCGACGCGACGGACUCCUUCGCGGAGCGCCUCGUCGCGUUUGCGUGCGUGGAAGGGAUCUUCUUCUCCGGGAGCUUCUGUGCGAUUUUCUGGCUGAAGAAACGCGGUCUCAUGCCGGGGCUCACGUUUUCCAACGAGUUGAUUUCACGUGACGAGGGGCUUCACUGUGAUUUUGCUUGUUUGUUGUACUCGUUGCUGAGGACGAAGCUUAGCGAGGAGCGUGUGAAGGGGAUUGUGUGUGAUGCGGUGGAGAUUGAGAGGGAGUUUGUGUGCGACGCGCUGCCGUGCCGGUUGGUGGGGAUGAAUGGGGAUUUGAUGAGUCAGUAUAUUGAGUUUGUGGCGGAUCGGUUGUUGGGUGAGCUUGGGUGUGGGAAGGUGUAUGGUGUGCAGAAUCCGUUUGAUUGGAUGGAGAUGAUUUCGUUGCAGGGGAAGACUAACUUCUUUGAGAAGCGCGUUGGAGAGUAUCAGAAGGCUUCUGUUAUGUCUAGCUUGAAUGGGAAUGGUGGGGGUGCUCAUGUGUUCAAGAUGGAUGAGGAUUUCUGAAUUGUUUAUCUCUUUUAUUAUGAUGAUGUUGUGUUGUCUGAUAAUGAUAACAUUACCUUAAUGUUAUUAGGUUAGGUUUCAGUGUAUUUACAUUGUGUUCCAUGUUUGAUCAAUGAAAAAAUGCCUUCAUUUUCUAGCAA
Lotus japonicus is the source of this 1197-nucleotide messenger RNA. RefSeq names its product ribonucleoside-diphosphate reductase small chain-like. Bases 65 to 1057 code for a protein of 330 amino acids. Lineage: Eukaryota; Viridiplantae; Streptophyta; Magnoliopsida; Fabales; Fabaceae. Gene Ontology annotation, molecular function: oxidoreductase activity. The record is from RefSeq and is a predicted model, not a curated record. The transcript has a single exon. Gene Ontology annotation, biological process: deoxyribonucleotide biosynthetic process.